This is a messenger RNA of Vigna radiata var. radiata (mung bean), 1227 nucleotides long. Its product is annotated as PHD finger protein ALFIN-LIKE 3. Gene Ontology annotation, cellular component: nucleus. Gene Ontology annotation, biological process: regulation of DNA-templated transcription. The record is from RefSeq and is a predicted model, not a curated record. The transcript is spliced from 5 exons. Gene Ontology annotation, molecular function: histone binding; transcription coregulator activity; transcription cis-regulatory region binding. Bases 172 to 924 code for a protein of 250 amino acids. NCBI's taxonomy places the organism in Eukaryota, Viridiplantae, Streptophyta, Magnoliopsida, Fabales, Fabaceae.
UGCAAAUGAAAUAAAUUUCACUACACUAUACUCAAACGCAGCACAUACCAUAAUACCCUGCGACUGCGUUUUUUCUAUUCUCUCUUCUCUCUCUGAAUUUUGUUGUGAACAAAGUUGCUUUUGUGCAGUGUGGUGAGACCCUAAACGACCUCGUUUUCACGUUCUCUGAGAAUGGAAGCGCGAAGUCGCUCCGUGGAAGACAUAUUCGAGGAUUUCAAGGGGCGAAGAGCAGGCAUCAUCAAAGCCCUCACCACCGAUGUUGAAGAUUUCUACAGCCAAUGUGAUCCUGAGAAGGAGAAUUUGUGCUUAUAUGGAUUACCCAGUGAGCAGUGGGAAGUAAAUUUACCUGUUGAAGAAGUUCCUCCAGAGCUUCCUGAGCCUGUCCUGGGCAUUAACUUUGCUAGGGAUGGCAUGCAGGAAAAAGACUGGCUAUCUUUAGUUGCUGUUCAUAGUGAUACAUGGUUGCUUGCCCUUGCCUUUUAUUUUGGAGCCAGAUUUGGAUUUGAUAAAACUGACAGGAAACGACUAUUCAGUAUGAUCAACGAACUACCAACAAUAUUUGAAGUUGUUACUGGUGGUGGAACAAAGAAGCCAGUUAAAGAGAAGUCUUCAGUUUCGAACAACAGUGGAAACAAAUCUAAGUCUAACUCUAAAGUGCGGGUUUCCGAAACCCAGGGCAGACAGUCAAAGGCAUUGUUACAACCAAAAGACGAGGAUGAAGGACUAGAAGAGCAAGAUGAAGAUGAGCAUGGAGAGACCUUGUGUGGGGCAUGUGGUGAGAAUUAUGGCACUGAUGAGUUCUGGAUUUGCUGUGACAUCUGCGAGAAGUGGUUCCAUGGCAAAUGCGUGAAGAUAACUCCUGCUAGGGCAGAGCACAUCAAGCAAUACAAGUGUCCAUCGUGCAGUAACAAGAGAGCUCGCUAAUCAAGUUUCCGUUAUGGACAAACUUUGUUCGAGCCUUUACUAAUCUGGUUAAUAUGUUUUUCUUUCUAGAUGUAGUUGAUGGAUAGUUUUUCUGUUUGACACAUGUAGAUUUUUUGUCUUUUGUGUUGGUUGUCUUGGGAAAGUUGUCUUUUCCUAAGCCUUGCCCUAGCUACGGAUUCACGUUGGCAUAAGCUUCAUAUGAAUGGGGUUGAAACCUCAAUCUCCUGGCCAGCUUAAAUAUUAAGGAAAUUGAAGUGCUACAACAUUUGCACCAAAUGAAUGGAUGGCAUUUUAACAUGUUAA